AUGGUUGAUAUUGACCUUGUAGAAGAAACUCUUUGUAAUUUAGAGCAUUCCCUACAACUUAAAACAAGUUCACUUCCAAAUCUUGAAGACAUAGAAUACUUAUGUGAAGAAUUUCAGACAUUAUUAUCAAAGGAAGAAAACAUUGUAGAAAACUUGGCUGGAAAUUUCAUCGUGGUUGGUGAUCUCCAUGGAAACUUUAACGAUCUCAUUUAUAUAAUGAGAAAAUACGGUCAUCCAAGUCAAAGCCUUAAGUAUCUAUUUUUGGGAGAUUACGUUGACCGUGGAUGCAACUCACUGGAAACAAUUCUUUACUUGAUUUCCCUUAAAUUACUAUAUCCAAAGUUUGUUACAUUAAUCAGAGGAAAUCAUGAAUUUAUAGAAAUUUGCAAAAACUAUGGAUUUUAUGAAGAGUGCAACCAGAGACUCGGCGAAAUCGAAGGAGAUCUAGUGUUUGAGAUGAUUACUGGCACAUUUCCGUACCUCCCACUUGCUGCCAUUCUCCCAAACAGAAUCUUUGCUGUCCAUGGUGGCAUUUCAUCCCAUAUUUAUGCAUUAGAUGAUAUCCGUAACAUCGAUCGUUUUCAAAUCGAAAAGAGCUCUGAUAAUAUAAUUGCGACAGACCUUGUUUGGGGAGAUCCAAGAAAUCUUGAGUCUGGCCAAUUAACAAGCCCAUCAGAGCGCGGUUUAGGCGAAAAUUAUUCUCUGAUUAAGACAAUUCAAUUCUUGAAAGAUAAUCAAUUGAAUUCAAUAAUCAGAGCUCACGAACCAUGUGCAGAUGGAUAUCAUGCAUCUCUUGUUGACCAGGAUGGACGUACUGUUUGCCUCACAGUUUUCUCCGCUUCCAAUUAUUGCGAAUUAAAUAACAUGGCAGCUGUUGCAAUCAUUAAGAACGGCAAUAUCCAGAUUGAGAAAUUUGUUUCUUCUUCAGAUGAAGAAAGUGAAUCAUUGCCAAUCAGCCUUCCAAUGGAUCUAUUUUCCAGAUCAAUUUUAGUAAGUUAA
Trichomonas vaginalis G3 is the source of this 999-nucleotide messenger RNA. Its product is annotated as serine threonine-protein phosphatase family. The transcript has a single exon. Gene Ontology annotation, molecular function: calmodulin-dependent protein phosphatase activity; calmodulin binding. NCBI's taxonomy places the organism in Eukaryota, Parabasalia, Trichomonadida, Trichomonadidae. Gene Ontology annotation, biological process: calcineurin-mediated signaling. The record is from RefSeq and is a predicted model, not a curated record. Bases 1 to 999 code for a protein of 332 amino acids. Gene Ontology annotation, cellular component: calcineurin complex; cytoplasm.